AUGAAAGUAAAAGUGAUAAGUAGGAACCCCGACGAGUAUCUCCGAGAAACGAAACUCCAAAUACAUAAAGUUCAACGCAACUACGACCCUAAUUUACACCCAUUCGAAGCCGCAAGAGAGUAUGUGAGAGCUCUUAAUGCAGUCAAACUAGAAAAAGUAUUCGCAAAACCGUUUUUAGGAAGUUUAGAUGGACACAGAGAUGGAGUAUCCAGUAUUGCAAAACACCCAAAAAGACUUUCUCUCUUGAUUAGUGGCGCGUUCGAUGGUGAAGUUAGAGUGUGGGAUAUUCCUCAAAAGACUUGCUUGAGAGAUUUUGUGGCCCACGAUGGAAUCGUUAGGGGUAUUGUAUAUACCAUAUCUGGUGAUCAUUUCAUAACAGUAGGUGAUGAUAAAACAAUCAAGACUUGGAAGUCACUUAUUCCACAAUUUGGUGAAGAAGAAGAGCCUGUCAAUACAAUUUUGAGCAAAACAGUUGUUUCAGGAAUUUCUCACCAUCGUAAAAAACCGAUAUUUGCCACAUCUGGUGAAGUCUGUCAACUCUGGGAAGAAACCAGAAACGAACCACUUAGAACUGUAGAAUGGGGCGUAGAUAGUUUACAUGAUAUCACAUUCAACCCUGUAGAAGGGAAUAUUUUGGCAUCGUGUGCCAGCGACAGGAGCAUCAUCCUGUAUGACAUGAGGGAAAAAUACCCUCUGAGGAAGGUCGUUAUGAAACUUAGGACGAACAAGUUGUGUUGGAAUCCAAUGGAACCAUAUAUUUUUACAACAGCUAAUGAGGAUUACAAUCUUUAUACUUUUGAUACUCGUAAUCUUAAACAACCCACUAAUGUCCACGUCGACCACGUUGGGGCAGUGACGUACGUCGAUUAUGCUCCGACAGGGAAAGAAUUCGUGUCAGGAAGUUACGAUAAGACGGUCAGAAUAUUUGAAUCCGAAAAGGGGCAUUCCAGGGAAAUAUACCAUACCAAAAGAAUGCAAAGGUUGACUUGUGUACUGUGGUCUUUGGAUAAUAAGUACAUUAUGAGCGGUUCCGAUGAGAUGAAUAUUAGAAUUUGGAAAGCUAGAGCUUCGGAGAAAUUGGGUCCGUUAAAACCACGUGAAAGAGCAGCGUUACGCUACAGCGACACGCUUAAAGAAAAGUACGCUAGUCAUCCGCAAAUCAAGCGGAUAGCCCGGCAUCGUCAAGUUCCAAAGCACAUUUACAAUGCUCAGAAGGAGUUGCGUACCAUCAAGGACAAGAGUAAGAAGAAAGAAGCCAAUAGACGAGCGCAUUCUAAAGCUGGGGAAGUGCCAUACGUGCCCGAAAGGCAGAAGCACGUUCUCAAAGAGCAACAGUGA
Messenger RNA from Psylliodes chrysocephalus, 1338 nucleotides. The record is from the annotation of a GenBank genome assembly. Lineage: Eukaryota; Metazoa; Arthropoda; Insecta; Coleoptera; Chrysomelidae.